AUGGAAUCUGCUGACUCAAGAAGCUCCAACUUUGUGUUUAUGCAGGGUGCUUCCUCUAGUUUUAGUGGCAGCAGAGAAACGGGCGGAAGAAGAAUGGUGGAUUACAACGAUGAAAGUAGUGAUCAUGACGACGCACAUACUUCCAACAGAAAAGAUCAAGUGGGAGAAGAAGAGGAAGAAGAAGAAGAAGGAACCGGAGAUCAUUCACAAGGAGAAUCUGUGGAAGAGUCCCAAACCAAGAAAAAUGGUUCAUCCGACAAUCUGGAUCCCUUAACGGAGGCCUUCAACAGUUACCAGAAUUUGCAAGAAGCCCUUAAUAAAGAACUUGAAAAAUUUCAAGAGCUUGGGAAAGAAGAAACUAUAUCAUCACUACAUGAUGGAGCAGAGAGCAGCGGCUGCAUACACGCAGGACAUGAAGGAGCUAGUGAAGCAAGUUCUUCUCACCUGUUUGGGUCUGGAAAUGUGGGAGAAUUGGGACAAACUUCUCUAGAUUCCGAGAUUCUAAACCUGGUGAACAAUGUAAGGCAUCUGGAGAGCAAACUAGAAGAAACAAAGUGUGUUCUCGAGGUUAAAGAGUCACAAAUCCGUGAACUCGAAUCCACUAGAAGCGUUUCUGAGCCGUGUAAUUCAGGAACAGAGAUCAGUGUCGAAGACAUUUUCCAGCAAAAGGUGGAGGCAGAGAUUGAAUAUCUUGUAUUCUCAAGAUCAGUGGGUGACCUAAAGAGACAGAUCAAAGUGGUUGAAGAAGAGAAGAUGUUGGCUGAGAAUGAAGCUCAUAAGAUGCUGUCAAAGCUUGGAGAAGCAGAAACCAAAGCUGAGAAUCUAAAGAACCAAGCUCAAGAUUUGCAAAGCCAUUGUGUAGAGAUCACAGAGAUCCAAGAAGCGAAGAGCUUCAAGAAGAGAGUACUUAAAACCACUUCAUGUCUUCUUCUACAGUUAGGCUUGCUCUUUAUGUUGUUUAAUUUACAGUCAACGCCAGAGUCAGAGAUUGUUGUUCCCACAUGA
Microthlaspi erraticum is the source of this 1005-nucleotide messenger RNA. The record is from the annotation of a GenBank genome assembly. NCBI's taxonomy places the organism in Eukaryota, Viridiplantae, Streptophyta, Magnoliopsida, Brassicales, Brassicaceae.